Molecule: messenger RNA, 303 nt
Organism: Penicillium mononematosum
Lineage: Eukaryota; Fungi; Ascomycota; Eurotiomycetes; Eurotiales; Aspergillaceae
Product: glutathione S-transferase C-terminal domain-containing protein
Exons: 3
Source: RefSeq, a predicted model, not a curated record
CCUUGGAAGCAUUUUCUGGAUGCGGUUGCCGACAUCUAUAACGAUUGGAGAAUUGAAUGGGUGAAAAGUAUCGGCAAUGUUACAGACGACUUCAAGAAUGAGUUUGUGCCAAACUACUACAGCCUUCUAGAAGGAUUUUAUGCUCAGCACGAUGGGCCUUAUCUCUUUGGCGAGAGGAUCACUUACGCAGAUUUUGCCAUAUAUCAGUCUAUCCACAACAACACAAAGAUUGGCGGGUCGUUUAAAGCGGCGUUCGAAGCUCGGCCUAAUAUUGUAGCGUAUCUUGUGAGCAGCGAUGCUUGA